Daldinia caldariorum is the source of this 2344-nucleotide messenger RNA. RefSeq lists its product as uncharacterized. The transcript has 4 exons. NCBI's taxonomy places the organism in Eukaryota, Fungi, Ascomycota, Sordariomycetes, Xylariales, Hypoxylaceae. The record is from RefSeq and is a predicted model, not a curated record. Bases 339 to 1823 code for a protein of 494 amino acids. Gene Ontology annotation, biological process: polyketide metabolic process.
CAUAAUUUAAGCCAUACACGCUUCAUAGGUAUUUUAACUUAUAAAGUCCCUUCCCUGUGUUUGAGGUGUGCCUGCGCAUUAGGUACGGACAUUAAUAACCACCCCGGCUGCCCGGCCGAGAGACAGGUUUUUUAGACUCGGCGUUGACGUCAUGACCGAACCAACCAUUUUGCCAUCAACCUGUUCUACACUGCUGAUCCAAGGUUCGACCGAGAAUUAAUCAUAGAUCCAAGUGUUGUAGAUGAUGUUAGAUAUUUUAUUAGCUGCUCGAAAGUAAAUCCAUACAACUCCUAAAAAAAAAAAAAAUCAGUGUCUCGAUCUCAUAUCGGUUUAUUCCAAUGAGAAAUAUGGGAAUUAACUUGCCCGAUAUCGUAAACGCCGUCAUGCCGGAUCGUGGUAACGGAAACGUAGGAAUCAUCUCGUCUAACCUUGGUCCCAAUCAUAAUGAAAACGGGUUUCUCUCCAGCGACUUCCCGCAUUCUACCCCGAGGUUAUAUAUUACUGCCGAAGACGACGAGUUUGACCUAGUCACUCUAAAUGAUUGGAGAGACGAGGGGUUCAUCGUCGAAUAUAUCCCCAUGGGCGGCGGCGGUAAUGAAUAUCGAAUGAAGCUAGAAUCCUUAAGCAGGACCAACUUAGGCCCCUGCGAAACCUACGGCAUCAUCGCGUACGGAGAUGCCGCCAGUUUCUGCAUGGAGCACUUUCACAUUCUAGAUAACAAUCCCGAGUUCAAGCUCUGUUGUCUUAUCGCCUAUUAUCCUACGCGUAUUCCAGACACGCGUACCAAGUUUCCCGGCGGCAUCCAUGUGCUUGUUCACCUAACAACCGGUGAAGAAGUCGGCAUCGUGAAGCAGACCCAGAUAGUCGGCGUCCAGGGGAAGAAAAGGAUCUCAAAAUGGAAAGUCGAUCGUGGUAUGGGCGCUGGCGGAACCAUGCAGGCAUCGUACCCAAGCUACACAUACAAUGCGCUGCCCGGCUUUGCGGAACGUGACCUGGAUGAGUUUGACAGGGUCAGCGCAGAGCUUAGCUGGAGCAGAAGUUUAGCAACGGCACGUAGAGCUUUUCGAAGAGACGUUGAUCUAGAAACGGUGCUGGACCAGAAUGUUGAAAGCAAAUUCUAUAAUCGCCAUUUGCAGCAGGCCAUAUCGACUUAUUCCACUCACAAGAGCCCUCAUGUUACCUAUACCCCUACCUUAACCGGGGCCAUUGGCUCCGAUGAGCUCCAGAAAUUUUACUCCGAGUUCUUCAUCGACAAAAACCCGCAAUCCCUCAAGCUCACUUUACUCUCGCGUACUAUCGGUGCCGACCGUGUUGUCGACGAGCUGCACGUCGCUUUCAAACACACGCAAGACAUGCCUUGGAUACUUCCAGGGGUACCGCCAACUAAUAAGAAAGUCGAGAUUCUUGUCGUAAGCAUCGUGACUUUUCGUGGCGGCAAGCUAUAUCACAAACACAUCUACUGGGACCAGGCUAGCGUGCUCGUGCAAGUAGGUCUAUUGGAUCCCAAGGCGGUACCGAAGAAUGCUAGCGAGGCAGGAGUCAAGCGGCUACCAGUGAUUGGUAGACGGGCAGCUAGGAGCGUACUUGCGGGAUACGACGAGGGUGACGAGGGCGAGGCCACGAACGAAUUGAUACCAGAGUGGGAUGACGAAGAAGAUGACGAGGUUGGUGACACAGCAGAGGCGGGCGACAAGAGUAACGGUGCCAAGACUGAGGAGACAAAAGGGGGCGAGAAGGAGACAGGCGGAUUGGAGGAUAAGGAAUCUGAACGAUCGGCACCGGGUCAAGAAAAGGAUCAAGAUGCGAAAACAGAGGGAGACUGACGGCGGUUGCCGUGCGUUUGGGAAUAGGAGCCUUGGAUGAUUCUUUGUUGAAAUAGAUUGGCCAUUCGUCCCAACCUAAGGUUGACUACCUCACUAUUAGUGCCGUUUCUUUCUGAGACAUCUCUGUAAGGUAAAGAUUUCAAAAGAGGUAAACUUGCUUUUGGAGGUUUGGGGGUUUACCAUAGAUAGGAGGUAUGUACAUAUAGUUGCUAAGACGAUAGAUCUGAAACGAAAUAGCUGACAACCUAAACUAGAACUGUUUUCACUUCACGGCUUAUGCAGAGAUGACUUUGACUUUAGGUUGGGUCAAUGCAUGUAUUGGAAUACAUGUUUUAGGAAACACCUGUAUCUGGUCCUUACAAGUUGUUUACAAGCAUUAGUUAUGAAGUAGUUAACCAUCAUGAUCGCAGAGGAUUAACUUAGUUUUUUCUUUAUUCAAGUAAAUAAUAGUUAGCACGACUCCAUGCUAUUUCAAGCUUGACUCGAGGAGAUUCUAAAGAUGCGCAAGUCUUAGGUCUACG